AUGAAAGCUGCCACGAGAAACCAAUUGACAAACAAGCUAUUUUUGACCACUUUCCUAGUAGCUUGUUCCUCAGUGGCGUUGAGCACUGCCUUGCCGUGUCCUGCUCACACGGUGGACUCGGAUGCGCCAGUGAAGGGCAGCACAGAGGACAAGAGCUUACUAUUGGAAAUAAAAGAUACAAGAGAGCAUUGA
Tetrapisispora phaffii CBS 4417 is the source of this 192-nucleotide messenger RNA. It is a transcript of the gene COA2, whose product is annotated as Coa2p. The coding region runs from base 1 to 192 and encodes 63 amino acids. The record is from RefSeq and is a predicted model, not a curated record. The transcript has a single exon. NCBI's taxonomy places the organism in Eukaryota, Fungi, Ascomycota, Saccharomycetes, Saccharomycetales, Saccharomycetaceae. Gene Ontology annotation, biological process: mitochondrial respiratory chain complex IV assembly.